Molecule: messenger RNA, 3401 nt
Organism: Gasterosteus aculeatus aculeatus (three-spined stickleback)
Lineage: Eukaryota; Metazoa; Chordata; Actinopteri; Perciformes; Gasterosteidae
Product: sortilin
Biological process (GO): Golgi to endosome transport; vesicle organization; endocytosis
Cellular component (GO): Golgi apparatus; membrane
Molecular function (GO): protein binding
Source: RefSeq, a predicted model, not a curated record
AAGGAUCGGCUCAGGACCAUCAUGAGAAUACUUUUUUUUUGUUGGGAUUCUGGCAAAGAGAGAUGGUUUAUAUUUUAUGCAGCGUAAAGUUGUGCGUAAAAGCGUUUGGAGAGUCAGCCCGCUGGAAGCGUCAUAAAUGAACACAUGACGUCCUCUUGCGUUCAGUGGGGCCACUACCAUCACAACCAGGUUGAUGCAAGAGUUCCGUUGUGCCGCAUGAACGCCUCCUUUGAGUGUCAGAACUUCUUCAAUCACGCAGGUUUUCUUCCUCUUUUUCCCCCCCGGACGCGUGUACCGAUUCCCACGUUGGCCCUCCUUGCUUUGGUUGCAAAUGUGCACAAGAAACGUGUCCGUCGAACACACUUGAAGUGCGCAUCCUCCCAGCAGCUCGGGUCACCUGGAUGCGGGCAGAAACACCUGCUGGCAGUGGAUGCACUGAACGCAGCACUUUUUCUUUCCAGUCAAGGACCCGACCAGGCUGUUCCCUCUCAGAGCGCAAAACAAAGAACCAAGUCGGUGUCGGUCAGAAAUCUCAGCUUUCUUUUCCUCUCGUUUUUAGUGUUUUUAAUCAUCUGAUAUGAUCUGGACGCUCGUGGUCCUCCACGUCCUCCUCCUGGGAGCUGAGAGCAGCAGCCGCGGGGGGAGGACGGUGACUUUCCACCGGACUCAGCAGGAUUUCGGGCGGGUCCAAGCGCGCGUACGCCCGGGGAGGGACACGAGCGGCUCCUCCGGCUCCACCAGGCCCGUUCACGGCCCCCCCUUCACCUCCUGUCGGACCCCCCUCACGCCCGUCGAGCACAAGGUUCUGGAUGAUAAUACGCACGAGACAGGGUUCAACGGCGAUGAUGGCUCCUAUGUGAUCCUCACAUGGGUGGGCGAUGGCACGGGGGUGGUCCUGGUGCUGUCGACGUUCAGUGCUCCGAUAGACUCCUUCAUCGAAGGCGGCUCCUCGCGACUCUACCGCAGCACGGACUACGCAAAGUCCUUCCACGACAUCUCCCAUCGGAUCAACAACACCUUCAUAAGGGAGGAGUUCGGAGUCAGCGUUGGACCCGGGAGCUCUGUGAUUCUGACAGCGGACGUCCCGGUGGUGAACCACCCGGGCGGGAUCAUCUUCACCUCCACGGACGCCGGCGCGACCUUCAAGUUCAUCCAGCUGCCCUUCCACCUGGCUCAGCCGAUCACGUACCACUUCCUCAACCCCGACUACCUCGUGGCCCUCAGCAUCGAUGGCGGCCUGUGGCUCUCUCUGGACUUUGGUGCCAAGUGGACAAAAGUUCACGAUGGAGUGCAUUCCUUCUCGUGGGGGGCCGGCGUCAACUUAUUCUUCGGCUGCAGUCGAACGGACGCAGUUGAGGCAGAAGAAAGAGGGGAUUUAGUCCUGAAGAGGACCAAAGACCUGGGGAGGACAUUCACCGUAAUCCACGAGGACAUCUACAGUUUUGGCUACAUAGGAGCCUUUCUGUUCUUCUCUGUGAUGGAGGAUCCGAGGUCCCCUCGGGUCAUGUACUUCUCAUCAGACCAGGGGGAAACCUUCAGUAGAGCACUGCUCCCUUCUGCCUCCACUGAGCAGUUCUACUCCAUCCUGGAUGGAGACACAGAUAUGCUCUUCUUGCACGUGGACAACCCAGGAGACACCUUCUUCGGAACAAUGUACACAUCAGACGACCGAGGCAUCUUGUUCUCCAAAUCACUGGAGCGCCACCUGUUUGAUGGGCAGAGGAAGAGCGAUUUCACCAACAUAACUUCCCUGAGAGGAGUCUACCUCACCAAUAAACUAGACACGGAUGGGCGUAUACGAUCCGUCAUUUCCUUUAACAGAGGAGGGACAUGGAGACCCCUUAACAAACCGGAGAAUGUGGAAUGUGAAGAGCAGGUCAAAAACUGCAAACUUCAUAUCCACGGAGAGCACAGUCGCAACAUCCGCAUCGUGCCCAUGCUGGCUCUGUCGGAGCCGAGGGCCAUUGGUCUGGUUAUCGCACACGGUACCGUGGGCGACUCCCUGUCAUCGUCACAGCACCCAGAUGUGUUUGUCUCCUCAGACGGGGGUUAUAACUGGAGGGGGACACUGAGAGGUCCUCACCACUACAGCAUAUUGGACUCUGGGGGUCUCAUCGUGGCUGUGGAGGUGCAGCGGGGAGGACAAGUCAAGACCAUCAAGUUUUCCACAGACGAGGGCCAAUGCUGGAAGUCCUACAACUUCACGGUGCAGCCUUUCUUCUUCGCCGGCCUGGCGUCAGAGCCGGGCACCAAGGCCAUGAACGUCAGCGUGUGGGGCUUCCGCCCCGAGGAGGACGGCCAGCCCAUGUGGGUGGCCGUCACCAUCGAUUUCCAGAGCCUCAUUACGAGAGAGUGUACCGACGAGGACUACGAAGAGUGGUUGGCGCACGCCACUGACGGCGGAGACUCGAGGACAAACGGCUGUCUCUUGGGUCUCAAAGAGACCUACAGGCGGCUGAAGAAACAGUCCGUGUGCAGGAACGGCCGAGGCUUCGUGGUGAGCAAGAAGCGAAGCCCCUGCCUGUGCACCAGGGAAGACUACUCAUGCGACUACGGCUUCUACCCUCACGUGAACACCUCGGAGUGCGUGAGACAACACGGCGCCGCCAAUAAGACCCUGGAGCUCUGCCUGAACGGAGAGGAGGACGAGCUGCUGACAUCGGGGUACCGCAGGGUCCCGAGCGACCGGUGUGAGGGGGGGUUCAGUCCUCAGCUCGCAGUGCAGACAGUCGUCAGACCCUGUGGAGUUAAACCCAGCCCGGGUCCACCCGCCAGGUCCUCUUCUCCGGUCACGCACUUUGACACACCGCGAGAGAGGCUGGUGUUGAUCCUGGUGUGUGCAGGAGCCGGGCUAAUUGUUGUGGUGGCGAUAGUUUCAGCAGUCUUUGCAGUGAGAAGAGGGCUUUACAGACACCGGUCACCAGUGUACCGUUUCUCCAACCUCCGGAUUCAGGACGAAGAUAACGGCGUCACGGCGGAUCUCGAGAGCGGCGCCAGCAGCAACGGCACGGCCUGCCAGCUGGAGUCAGAUGACGAUCUUAUUGAAUGACGCAAUUCUAUGGAUGCACUGAAUAUUCAGGAUUGGGACGAGCCGUGCUGAAGAAAAACUGCUAUGGACUUUUGUCAGACUUAUCCCCAAUAUCUUUAUGGGAGCACCCUCUGCGGAGAGGUUCGAGGAUUUAAAGGACGAGCAUGAAAGUGUCUAAUUUAUUGAGUUUGCUUAAUUUCAAUGUGUUACUUUGCUUAUUAUUUGAUUUAUUUGCACAGUAUUUGUAUUUCACUUUAAUUGUACUUAAAUUGUACCUUUAAUUGUACUGUGUCUUGUUACUUUCUAUCCAACGUGAAACCAAAUAAGACGAAGAAGUAACAAUGUGCAUUUGUAAAAAAAAAUUAAAAAAAAA